This is a messenger RNA of Dreissena polymorpha, 1176 nucleotides long. Its product is annotated as E3 SUMO-protein ligase ZBED1-like. Bases 59 to 1069 code for a protein of 336 amino acids. Gene Ontology annotation, molecular function: protein dimerization activity. The record is from RefSeq and is a predicted model, not a curated record. Lineage: Eukaryota; Metazoa; Mollusca; Bivalvia; Myida; Dreissenidae. The transcript is spliced from 4 exons.
UUUUCACCGUAGUACUACAGCAGCAGCAGUACUGUCAGCAAAAACCAAUCUUUUAGGUAUGAAAAACUUAAAGUUGACCUGCGAUGUUCCUACACGCUGGAACUCUGCCGCUGACAUGUUGGAACGGUACCUCAAGUUGCAGCCUGCUGUUUAUGCAACACUUUUGUCACCAGAAAUAAGUCGCCACAUAGACCAUGAGACAAGCAUGUUGAAUGAAGCAGACACAAAACUGGCAGAGGACAUAGUGAAAUGCCUGUAUCCGUUGAAGGCAAUAACAGAAGCAGUCUGCACAGAGAGUAUGCCAACAGUUUCAGCUAUCAUUCCGCUCAUACAGAAAGUCCAACAGAAUAUGGCAUUGAUAGGCACAGACUCCCCUAUGUCACGAUCUAUCAAGGAGGCCGUCCUAAGUGACUUGAACACUAGGUACACCAGUGAGGAGCUUCAGAAUUUCCUGUCUGAGUGCACUCUUCUGGAUCCACGUUUCAAGACCACUUACUUGACACCAGAGGCUAUGGAGAACACCUACCAUCGCUUGGCGCUGUUGUUACAAUCUGGGGAUGGAAAGGUACACGUUCAAGCUGACACCCAGGCUCCUACCCCUGGACAACAUAUUCCUCCACAUCCUGUGCUUCCCGAGAGGCCAAAUACCAGCCAAUCACCAUCUCCUACUGAGACAUCUGAUGAAGAGAAUGCAGCCAAAUGUCAGCGGUCCUCAGACUCCUCAAAGAAAGUUGGUCUUGCAGCUAUAUUUGACUUUGAGAAUGUUGAAGAGGCCACAGCCGCCAAGCCCAUGUCCUUGCAGGAGAAAAUCGAAGAAGAAAUAAAACAAUAUAAGCUAAUGAAUCAGAUAAGCAUAGAAAGCAACGCAUUAGACUGGUGGAAGAAAAACUGUAUCCAGUUCCCAUUACUUGCCUCUGUCGCAAAACAACGCCUGUGCAUACCAGCAACAUCUGUGCCAGCUGAACGCGUGUUCAGCUCAGCCGGUGAUAUUGUAACUGCCCAAAGGGCGUCCUUGGCUCCAGAAUUGGUUGACAUGUUGUUAUUUUGUAAAAAGAACUGUGAUUUGUGAUAAUUUCUGUCCAUUUUCUUAGGUUAUGUGAUGAUAACAUAUGGACAGUUUAAAGUUAAAUCAUCAUUGUUCUUCAUUAUAAUUUAUAGCGUUAUCUUAACAUUCUA